AGGUCAGGGUGCACGAAUACGCCAGUGGCAUACUUAAGCUGUCUGGAGUUCAGGGUGGAAGAGGCCAUUGCUGUUGGGGAUCUUUUUGGAUCAUAGUGUCUGUCCUUUUAACUUCUUGAACGCAUGUUAGUCCUCGUGGUUCUUCACAACUCCGCUACUGAUUCGGUACUAAUCAAAGCUGUUUGUUCUGUACACAAUGCCUAUCACCCACCAUGUGAGACCCCCAGCACUGGAUUACCAACUCCGCCUGGCUAGAAGCUCCUCCAAACCCCCUCGACAACCCCCUUGGUUGGCAAUCGGUUCCCAAAAUCAUCUUGCAGCAAAUGCCAUUGCGAAAUCGGCCCACAGGCAAAGUCACGAUCUUGCAUGGAUCUCAUAGUAAGCAAGAUGAUGACUUUCAGGUCAGAACGCGAAAUAUGUCGUAUAAACGUAUCAUUCUUGUUCCAUUUGCUUACAGUUUUAGGCUGAUCGUAUCCGCAUCUACGAGUAGGACGAAGGCUAAUCUAGAAUAUUCAAUCGGCAACAGAAAGAAUAACAUUCUUCCUAUAGGGCGGCGGUAUACACUGCCUUCAUCACCCCCUCAAAAACAUAUUACAUCCGCUCAUCUUGCUGCAACGUGCAUGUGUCCUGUGUUGUCAUAGGGCUGUUGUGCUAAAAUCCGAUUUUGAUUUUUAGAGCCUCUUCAACAAGUCGUUUUCCUAUGGCUAUUUUCAGAUCUAUUCGAGUUCGAUUUUCUGACGGUGGUGGGUGGCGCUGUGCUCUAUUGUACAAGUUCAACUACUUGGAUACUCUUUGCGCUAUCUGAGACUCAGAGACAUAUUAUUGGUCUCUUUAAUCGCAAUAAGGCAUCUACUAAUGUUGGCAUACAAAUAUCGUUGGUCCACUUUCACCGCUUUCAAGAAUUAUCAGUGACGCUUUCUCACUACCAUUUAGUUCGUCACAGCGGUCUGUGUAUUUUGCAUCGAGUACCAGUUCCACCGGGACCGUCGCUGAUUUUGCCAUUACGGGCCUCAAGGUGCUUUCACCGUCUCCUUUUCCCGCGCUGGAUUUUUUGAAAACGAUGUAUCUCACUACCUGUCUUUUUUACGCCGCAUCCACUCACUUCUUUCUGAAGAACUGAGCUUGAAGAAAUUGUUUCAAGUACUUGUCAUUCACCCACAGCGUCGUCAAAGCAGCGCUGAACCUGCUUAUUUUAUUUGAAGGGGCUCCGAGCCCAAAGAGCGGUGGAUCCGCCGAACAAUUCAGAGUGCGGGCGUCAAAUCGACCUCAUGGCAGUAACAAAAGCGGUGGAGAGGACCUAAUCAAACAUUUGCAGCGCAUCAUGGGUGCACUGUAGGUGUUUGAUCACAUGGUCAUCACUGGCAAUGUGUCUUAUGUCAUGCGACUUUCGACUGAUUUGCAGAAGACAGAAGGUAAGUGAAUUGGAUUACUCUAGUAGCACUGUUCAUGCCGUCGUUGUCGUCAUCGUAU
Serpula lacrymans var. lacrymans S7.9 is the source of this 1470-nucleotide messenger RNA. RefSeq lists its product as uncharacterized. Lineage: Eukaryota; Fungi; Basidiomycota; Agaricomycetes; Boletales; Serpulaceae. The transcript has 4 exons. Bases 324 to 641 code for a protein of 105 amino acids. The record is from RefSeq and is a predicted model, not a curated record.